Mya arenaria is the source of this 2149-nucleotide messenger RNA. RefSeq names its product homeobox protein OTX2-like. NCBI's taxonomy places the organism in Eukaryota, Metazoa, Mollusca, Bivalvia, Myida, Myidae. Gene Ontology annotation, molecular function: DNA-binding transcription factor activity, RNA polymerase II-specific; RNA polymerase II cis-regulatory region sequence-specific DNA binding. Gene Ontology annotation, cellular component: nucleus. The record is from RefSeq and is a predicted model, not a curated record. Gene Ontology annotation, biological process: regulation of transcription by RNA polymerase II. The transcript is spliced from 4 exons. The coding region runs from base 200 to 1288 and encodes 362 amino acids.
UAGAUACAGUCGAGUUAAAAUCUUACUUUAAUACCAUUGGAAUUAAAAUCAUACUUUGAACCUUUAACUUUUUCAAAAAAGAUAGGACACACUGUGAUCGAAAAUUGAAAAAAAAAGAAAGAAAAACAGACAUCGGCGAUCAAGGAUUAACACAUUCACGAGAAUUAUUUAAUUGUUGGAUCCGAAAGUGCCGAAAUAAAUGAUGCUGGAUACAGAAUCUCGCGGCGGAAGUGACGAGGCCAUGUUAGGGUACAUGUAUAAUCAACAAAUGUUAUCAUCUUCAGACGAGGCUGCGGACCGUACAGACACCUCGAGCGAGGCGCUGCAUCCCUGUGACAAGUCGCCCGCAUCCAGCCCAGACACGGGAAUCGGCCUGCAAGAAUCCCCUUACUCCAAGCAAGAGUACGUGAAAGCCGAGUACCUAAAACCUGAAGCAUACCCAUCCCCGGUAGACACCCUGCCGCUCCAGCACCACAUACCUCACCCGGAUAUGACGUCAAUGGCCUACCCGCCCGUCAGCUCCAAGGGUCCGUACAGCGUCAACGGCAUCAGCCUCUCUGGCCCAAGCGUCGACAUGAUGCACCACAGUAUGGGUUACCAGGUGUCGCCUUACGCGGCCAACAACCCCCGGAAGCAGCGGAGAGAGAGAACUACUUUUACGCGCGCGCAGCUUGACGUUAUGGAAUCCCUGUUCCAGAAAACUAGAUACCCAGAUAUAUUCAUGCGCGAGGAAGUAGCGCUCAAGAUCAACUUGCCAGAAUCUCGUGUUCAGGUUUGGUUCAAGAACCGCCGGGCUAAGUGUCGUCAACAGCAGAAGGCGAAGGAAGGGAACAACAACAAAUCGCCGACCCCGAAGAAGGCCAAGUCACCGCCGCCUCCUUCCAUCUCUCCCGCCGGAAGUUACACUAAGCCACCGACAGCGUCCAGCCCCAUCACGAACGGCAGCAUGAACGCGCCGACGUCCAUCUGGAGUCCUGCGUCUAUAGCGCCCGUCAACGACCUCAUGUACCAGAAUAGCUGCAUGCAACGGCCCGGAGGUUACCCGAUGAGCAACAUGCACUCUGGGUACUCCCAGAACUACGGACCCUCCUCGUAUUACGGGAACUCGGACUACCUGUCACCAAUGCAGCUGCCCGUGAUGCACUCAAACCAGGCCAACACCAUGUCCAACUCUUACUCUAACCAAUACUCCUCAAUCCCCGCCACCCAGAGCCUCCCGCGGCCCUCAGCCGGCGACUGCUUGGAAUACAAAGACUCAUCGUCAUGGCCGAAAUUUCAAGUUUUGUAACCAUAAGGACGCUUAUGAACAUUGUAAAACUGACAUCCAUGUUGUGAUUAUUUAUUUCACUGCCAGAGCUGGCUGGCCGUCUGAGUCGAGCGGCCAUUAUCAGUGUUUACGACUGCAUGGAGACCGGAAAUGACGUCAACGUAAUGGAAGCCAGGGUAGCGCCGUGCGCGCAGGAUUUGACAAGUGCUGUAGUCUAUAUUAUGUGAACUACUAACCCCUGCCGUAAUCGGGGCAGAGAGAAUCGAGGGGUGGGGCAGACAUGACAAUCAGGAUAACCUGACGUCGUCAGGGAGAGGGCGACACCGUAGCUGAACUACACCUGGGGGAAACUCUUGUGUUCAAAUGUUUCAUCUUUGAUAUUAGAAUAUUCAUGUUCUUAUUUAGCUUUAUAACUCAAUGAAAGUACAUUCCCAUUUUCAUUCCGUUCAACAUUCCAAAAAAUGGCAUUCUUUUGUUCAAAAGCACUUUUUCUCGAUUUUUCAAAAACAAAAAUAUACUUGUUACAUUGGUUAUGUUGUUUUAUGUUGUUUUGUGUAAAUAACGCGUUCCUUUAUAAAGUAAAUCCAGUCAUUUGUUACAGAUAUUAUUGAGAUUGUAGUACAUAGAUGGAAAGUUAUAAAUUGAUAAUUUGUACAAAGUGUAUAUUUUGUAAAUGUUUAUUCACUGUUGUUUUUAAUGAGUCAUGUUUUCACUGCUUUAAGAGUCUGUAUUAAAGCGUUAAUUUAUGUGUACAUGUUUUGUGACUUGGUCAGUAAUGAAAAUGUGUAAAUGAUGUUCUUAGAAAACAUGAAAAACAUGAAAUCUCACAAAUGCCAAAAUGAGCAAAAUUUAUGAUAAAUAUUCCGUGUUCACGGCAUUGAA